AGGUUGAGGCGCGGGCGAGGGCUCAUUCGUUUCCUCUGUGUAAAAUCGGUAGAGAACCCUGUCACCAUCGCUGCACUAGAAAGCGUCGAGCGCCAUGUUUGUGAGGAAUAACCACAGCGUGUGAAAAUUUUCCUUUUUUUUUGCUCUCGCCAACCAAAAUCACCAAGAACAAAACCGGCGGAAAAAGAGGGGUAUCAAACUCUUUAGAACCAAUACGCAAACAGUUUAACCAAAUAAGAAUUCGCGUAAGAUUGAACGCUCUUGUGUUUUUUUCUUAAAAAAAAGAGAAAAAUCUGUUCUCAUCAAAUUUACCGUGAGAUUUUUAUUUAUUUAUUUUUAUCAACAGUCACACCAGCAACGUCUCAGUGAGACAUUCUCUAUCAGUCUUGUACUGUUGUGUGGGGAAAAAUGGCUUUUGAAAGCCUUUUCUCCAACCCCCCAACCCCAGUUGACAAAAAUGAUGUUCUAAACAUGACAGAGUCUGAGCUUGCAGGGAACGAAAGGGAGGAUGGUGAACUUGAAGAUGGUGAAAUAGAUGAUGAUGGAUUUGAAGGAAACCCUGAAGUGAAGAAAGAAUCAAAAGAAAGUGAAAAAGAGGAUAAGUCAUCCCACAGACGAUCAAAGAAGAAGAGAAAGCGAGAAAAAGAAAGGGAAAGGGAAAAGAAAAAAACAAAGCGGAGAAAGAAAGAGAAGCACAAGCGACAUUCUCCUUCCAGUGGUGACUCAGACUUCAGUUAUGACUCUGAUAUUGAUGCUGAAAGAUCAUACAAGAAAGGUCCUGUAUCCUAUCGAGAAUAUGAUCCUCCUUUCUCUCCACACGCACAAGGUCCUGGAAAUUACAUGAAGUCCCCUUCACAGAAAUGUUACAACAACAACAAGGCUGAUAAUCGAGAUUAUGCUGAAUAUAGUGACUACAGUGAGGAGAAAUAUGAUGCUUAUGAAGAAGAAGAAUGUGAUGACUUUGCUCAUGAGUUAAAGCAGUACAAACAGGCAAAAGAAGCUUCAACAGUUAUGGCUCCUAAAGGGCCACCUAUGGGUCAGAUGCGAAAGCCUGGAAUGAAAGGUAUUAUGCAGAAAGGUAGAGGUAGAGGAAUUGGUCGGGGCCGUGGUAUGAGAGGACAACCAAAACAGAAGCGCAAGGUAUGGGGACCUGGAAGAGGAGCUGAUGGUGGUAUGAUGGAUGCUUCUGAUGAGCAGGAUGGUUAUGGAAAUACAAAUUUUCUUCGGAAGAAAAAGAAAUGUCAAGAUUUUUCAUUCCACGGUGAAAAGAUUAGAAAAGGAGGCAUUUGCAAGUAUUUUCUGGAGGGACGCUGCACUAGGGGGGACCAAUGCAGAUAUAGUCAUGAUGUUGUCAUACAGAAGAAGAAGGACAUCUGCAAAUUCUACCUAAAUGGGUUUUGUACCAAAGGAGAUAACUGCAUUUUUAUGCAUGGUGAAUAUCCAUGCAAGUUCUACCACACAGGAGCAAAGUGCUAUCAAGGAGAUAACUGCAAAUUCUCUCAUGCUCCACUUACUGAAGAAACAAGGGAGCUAUUAGACAAGGUGCUGAACAAUGAAAAUAUAAAUUACGACAAUAACAAUGAUCAUAACAGUACCAAUGAUUUUGAUAAUUGCGAAUAUGAUUAUGAGUACGUGUAUCAUGAAGAUGAUGAUAAACUUGAAGUUGAAGAACUUAGGAAACAAGGUAUUGCUCCUCUUCCAAAGCCGCCUCCAGGGGUUGGAUUAUUACCGACUCCUCCACAACCACCAAACUAUCCUGGUCCAAUGCCAGUGGGUCCUCCUAACAACCAACCGCAACCAACUUCACCUGGGCGGAAGAUUCCCUCUAUAUUUGAUAUUGUUGUACAGCCAACCAGUGUUUUUGUUCACAAGAUGGGACGAAGGCCACAGUUUUGUAACUCCCCGUCACCUCCACACCCACCAUUUGAAGAAAACCAAUUACCGCCUCCGCCUCAGAUGUUUGGAGCAGGUCCAGGUCCAGAACAAAACAUGAUGCCUCCAGGACCCAGUGGGCCUUCAGAGCCUCCUGGUGGUUUUGGUCCUCCUUGUCCUCCACAUAGUAUGCCAGUUCCACAUGGUCUGCCUGGGCCAGGCAUGCCUCCAGGCUUACCUGGACAACAAGUAUUACAAGGCCAGCCUGGAACGUCAGUUCCUCCAGGGCAUCCUGGUUUACCACCACCUCCAGGAUUUCCAGGUCCACCAAUGAAUGCAGGCCCAAAUGAAUCUCCAGGUCAGAUGGGAUUUCAGGGAGGUAUGGUGAACAUGCCUAUGGAUCAUCAGAUGCUGCCCUCUCAAAAUCAGGCACACCAACAAUUCACAGUCGAUGCAUCUCAACAAAUGCAACAAGAUGGUUCAUAUCAGCAAGACAUCACGUUCCAGCAAAUCCAAAAUCCAAUGGACUUCUAUAACUCUUACUAUUCACAGAAAGCAGUGCAGAAUUUGGAGCAAGAAAACCAUAUGGGAGACGGAGUAUCAAGUUUGACAUCUGAACAGAGAGAUCAUCAGUCUUACUUGGGCACAGAUGAUUCUAGAGAUAGUGACACUGAAUCGGAUGCCAGCAGUUCAGCAGGUCGUAAGCCGACUGUUAGUGUUCCAGACUUUCUCCCAGCCAAACAAAAAGCUCUAUUUCUAAGAAUUAAGCAGAAGCAACAGGAAGACGGAGGAUCAGACAACAACCAGUCACAGCUGCUACAGAACCGAGAUGAAGAUGAGACUGUGAAUUGGUAUUCAAGUGAUGAAGAGGAAGAUGGUAGCAGUGUAAAGUCAAUACUGAAAACUCUUAAAAAACAAAGUGAAACGAUGAAAAACCUGCAGUCUUCUGUAACUGAGCAGACAUCGUACACAUAUAUGGACCCAAGACUUGUGAAAGAAAAGCUCGCUGAAAAUAAACCUUCAGAUCUUCGAUUAAGAGCCGACUUGAGACAAGGUUCAACUGGAGAAGUCAAAAAGCCUUCAGAGGUGGUUUCUGCUGAUCCUAGAUUAGCAAGAGAUCCCAGGAAGAUGAAGGUACAUGAGAAUGUCAAUGCAGGCCUUUCUAUUAAUGAAAGUCCUAAACAUGAUUCUCAACCCAUCUCAAACACUAAGCAGCAAGGACUGGAUGAUGAUGAAGAGACAGAACGAGAACUGAGGGAAAAACCAGCCAUUAUACCUUUAGAUACAUUACCUAGUGUAACCUUGAGGGAUCCACGCUGUCAGCUGAAGCAAUUCAGCCACAUUAAGAUGGACAUCACCCUUUCAAAACCUCACUUUGCAAAACUUGUUGUUUGGACUCCUGAGGAUCUCCUUCCACUGCCAUUGCCAAAGCCAGACCCAGUGUCUUCAAUAAAUUUGCCUCUCCCUCCAUUAAUAGCUAAUCAACGUCUGAAUAGAACUCAGAGUAUUGUAAGUGACCCUCGUCAGAUUGAUCCACGGUUAUCUUUGCGGUCUAAGGAGAAUAGUGCAGUGAAAACAGACAAGAAUGCCGAUUCAAGAGUUUCUUCUGAAAGACCAUUGGACCCACGAUUGCAAAAGUCAUCAAAUCCUAGAUUGCAGAAAAGCAGUAGCACAGAUACUACUUUAAGAGAGUCCCAUGUUGCACGGGCAGAUCCUCGCUUAUCAAAAAUAAACAGUGGUUCUACACAAGUGUCAGGUGUCACUGUAAAGAUGGAUCAGACACUCCCUCCAUAUGCUCCCAAAUUAUCUUCAAGUGGUAUGGGACUUGGAUCCCCUAGCACAUUGCUGAGUGGCAUCAGUCUGUAUGAUCCACGAACCCAGACUUCUCAAAGCUUAGUGACGUCGGUUUUAACUACGCAAGCAGAUUCCUCUAAGGAAGGUGAGCAAAUAAAGAAACCUCUUGUACCAAAAAAUCCCGCAAAGUCAGAAAAUGUUCUCUGUGACUCAUCGAUGACAUAUAAAGCUUCAUUGGUGCAAGAAGGUAAUAUUGCAGACGGUGCAAGUGAUCCUGCUGCAGAAAAGUCAGACAAUUACAAACCACAAUUAAAGCCUGAAGCAUCCCAGGCAUCAGCUACUUCUGCACCUGCAGUACAUAAUCUACCAAUCCAGGCUUUAGCUGGCUUAAUCAGACCACAGUAUAGUGACCCGAGACAAAGUAAACAUUCUGGACCUCCCAGCCAAGUGGAUGAAGAGGAUUUGAACAGUAAAAAGGAUAAAAAACCACUGAAAGAAAUGUUCAAAACAUUUGACCCAACAGCAUCUCCAUUCUGUUAGCACCCACUCCUUGAGAGGCUGUUAUUCAGUCUAUAUAAUGUAGCUUGUCCCAAUUCUUUAACUUAUUUGGCUUGUUGGUGGUGUUUUAUUUAUUUUUUUACUACGUACACAGUCUGUUUAACUGUUCAAAGAAAUGCAUGCAGUGGCACAUGCAGACUGUAUGACUGGUUUUCUUUUGGUCUGAGUAUGUAAGAACUACAUUUUGAAUGAAUAAUUUUUUAUGGUAAUAGAAAUAUAUAUAUAUAUGUAUAGAGAGAAUAUACCUGUGACCACAUUUAAAUUUCUUCCCGGUGAAGUAAUUGUUUUUUCGUGUACUGAAACUGCUUAAAACCCUAUUGUACAGUACUCUCAUUCUAAGUUAUUUCUUGCUUGGGUAUUGUGAUUAUGAAUUAUUGAACUAGUACACUGAAAACUGUAUAUUGUUUUUAGUACUUUCAAGUAACUACUUUUUGUUGUGAGAGCUAAUAUUAAGAAAAAUGACUGCCACUUUUAUACUGUACAGUUUCAAUAAUAUCACUCCAUUGGCAUACUUAAAGUCAAAAUCCUAACCAAUUUUGAGUUUUGUUAUUCGAUGCUGUCAUAUGUGCUCUGCAGUUUUGUUUUAAAUUAGUUGCUUUGAUAUUUUGUCGCAAUCAAGUGUGGAACCAUUUGCAGUUAGACACUGUCCAUAGAUAUUGCACUGUACAAUUUGUUAAUGUAUUCAAAAAUUAUGUUUUUUGUUUACCACAUGUAACCGCUGAUUAUUUGUUUUUGAAUUGGAAAAAUCAACCAGAAUCAUGGCAUGAUUUAUUCAAGAUCAAUGUACACAUUGUAUAAAGCAUUUAUUGUGAAGACUUUUUUUGGUUUGUCUAUAGUAAGUCUGAAAUUGUGAACCACUGCUUAUCCAUUUAAUACAAGAACUAGUGGUGGAUUAUUAUGAAUUAAUAAAAGUUGCUGAACUUGUUCUUUAUGUAUGACACCAUAUUUUCAUAUUGAGCUACUGAGAGUUAGCUUUAUAAUGAAAACCUAAUGUAAAAGCUUUUUGUACAAAUGUAUUAAACUCUUUUAAUGUA
This is a messenger RNA of Chiloscyllium plagiosum (whitespotted bambooshark), 5258 nucleotides long. NCBI's taxonomy places the organism in Eukaryota, Metazoa, Chordata, Chondrichthyes, Orectolobiformes, Hemiscylliidae. The record is from RefSeq and is a predicted model, not a curated record.